AUGUCUGAGAGCACAGCUUUUCUCUCUGGUCUCUCAAGAGUCAAGAAGACUGAGAGAAACUUGGAAGAUCAUGGGACCUUCUUGGCUGAAAAUUUCAAACUUCUCUACCAGUUUACCUUCUCAACGAGUAAAGCCUACCAUGAUUAUCUUGCUAGUUAUUUCUAUUUGUGUUUGUUUAUCUCCAAUAAUGAGGACUUGACACUUGUGCAGGUGAGCUGGUGCAAGUUUGAGGUUACUGUUGAAUCUCCCAAGGUUAUCACUGGUUUCGCUCCGGAGGAAAAAGUGGUUCAUCCUCCUGCUGUCGUCACAGCUAUAAAUUUAAAGACUAUAGUCAAUGAAAAGCACAACAUCAGCGAAAUUAUUUCCGCCUCUCUUCUCUGUUUUCACAACGCCAAGAUUGACGUUCCAAUGGCAGGUCCAGAGAGAAAGAGAUGUGGUAUUCUGAGUCAUUUCACUGUUGUUAGGAAUCCUGAAGGAACCGGCUGGAAGAAAGAAGUGGCUGACAGAAAUUCAAAGAAGGGCUGCAGUGUUUUAAGUUUUGAAAACAGUGAAAGAGCUUUGCUGAACCGAUUGUUUCUGGAGUUGAACAAAUUGGACAGUGAUGUUCUUGUGGGACAUAACAUAUCAAGGUUUGAUCUGGAUGUCCUUCUCCAAAGAGCCCAGGCUUGCAAAGUUUUGAGUAGCAUGUGGUCCAAAAUUGGCCGUCUCAAACGUUCGUUCAUGCCUAAGCUUAAAGGGAACAACAAGUGCGGAGCUACACCAGGGCUCAUGUCUUGCAUUGCUGGAAGACUAUUAUGUGAUACAGAUCUAUGUUCUCAAGACUUGUUGAAGCAGGUCAGUUAUUCGUUAACAGACCUUUCAAAGACACAGCUGAACCAGGACAGGAAACAGAUAUCGCCUCAUGAUAUUCCCAAAAUGUUUCAGUCAUCUAAGACACUUGUGGAACUUAUUGAAUGUGGGGAGAGAGAUGCAUGGUUAUCCAUGGAGCUCAUGUUUCAUCUAAGUGUUCUUCCUCUCACUCUCCAGCUUACUAACAUAAGUGGCAAUCUCUGGGGGAAAACUCUUCAAGGAUCCAGGGCGCAGAGAAUUGAAUACUACUUACUACAUACAUUCCACUCGAGAAAGUACAUCCUCCCAGACAAAAUUUCGCAACGUAUGAAGGAUAUUAUAAAGUCAUCAAAAAGAAGAAUCAGCCAUGGUGAAUUGGAUGCUGACUUGGCUUUGGAGAAUGAUCCGUCUAAGAAGGGUCCAGGCUACGCUGGUGGACUGGUGUUGGAACCAAAGAAAGGGUUAUAUGACAAAUAUGUGGUGCUUCUUGACUUCAAUAGUCUUUACCCGUCUAUUAUACAGGAAUAUAAUAUAUGUUUCACGACUGUGCCACUGUCAGAAGACGGAGUUCCUCGUUUACCUUCGAGCCAGACACCUGGAAUUCUUCCAAAGUUGAUGGAAUAUUUGGUCAGUAUAAGGAAACGUGUCAAACAAAACAUGAAGAAGGAAACAGGUCUCAAGUACUGGGAGCUUGACAUUCGGCAGCAGGCAUUAAAACUCACAGCCAAUAGUAUAUACGGAUGUCUGGGGUUCUCUGAUUCAAGAUUCUACGCUAAGCCUUUAGCAGAGCUCAUAACACUACAGGGAAGGGAGAUCCUGCAAAGAACCGUGGAUCUUGUACAGAAUCAUUUAAACCUAGAGGUGAUUUAUGGUGACACAGAUUCAAUCAUGAUUCACAGUGGACUAGAUGAUAUGGAAGAGGUCAAAACCAUUAUAACAAAAGUCAUCCAAGCGGUCAAUAAGAAGUACAGAUGUCUGAAAAUUGACUGUGAUGGCAUAUAUAAGAGAAUGCUUAUUCUAAGAAAAAAGAAGUAUGCUGGCGUCAAGUUGCAGUUCAAGGACGGGCAGACUUGCGAGGAAAUUGAAAGAAAAGGUGUGGAUAUGGUUCGUCGAGACUGGAGCUUACUCUCCAAGGAAAUUGGAGACUUAUGCUUGGCUAAGAUCUUUUAUGGAGGGUCGUGUGAGGAUGUUGUUGAAGCAAUUCAUAACGAACUUGUGAAGAUAAAAGAGGAAAUGAGAAAUGGGCAAGUUGCACUUGAGAAGUAUGUCAUCACCAAGGCAUUGACUAAACCACCAGAAGCUUAUCCAGAUUCCAAAAGCCAACCACACGUUCAAGUCGCACUCAGAAUGAGGCAACGUGGUGUUAAAGAAGGUUUCAAUGCCAAGGAUACUGUACCUUAUAUAAUCUGCUAUGAACAGGGUAAUGCUAGCUCUGUCAGCUCAGCAGGGAUUGCCAAACGCGCUAGGCAUCCUGAUGAGGUGAAGUCAGACGACAGCAGAUUGUUGGUUGACAUAGAUUACUACUUGGCACAGCAGAUUCAUCCCGUGGUGUCUCGUCUGUGCGCAGAGAUUCAGGGCACAAGUCCUGAGAGGUUAGCCGAGUGUUUAGGACUUGACCCAUCAAAGUAUCGAAGCAACGAUGCUACGAGCAGUGAUCCUUCUACAUCCCUCUUGUUUGCUACAAGCGAUGAAGAAAGAUAUAAAAGCUGUGAGCCGUUAACACUAACAUGCCCCAGCUGCUCUGCUUCUUUCAACUGUCCAUCUAUUACUAGUUCAGUUUGCACGUCGAUCAGUAAUAAAUCUGAAACAGAGGAAUCUACAUUCUGGCUUAGACUGCAUUGCUCGAAAUGCAGGGGAAUAAUAUCCCCUGCAAUGAUAGCUAAUCAGGUGAAAAGGCAGAUUGAUGGGUUCCUGUCAAUGUACUACAAAGGCACAAUGAUGGUGAAGAAUAUAGAACCUUCUCCCUUGCCUCGUUUUUAUAUAUAUCCAUAUAAUACCCGGGUUUGUGUUGAAGACGUUUGAGCUCGGAGUUGGUGAGAACCGCGCUAAACCCGUGAACCGAAUCCGUAUAAGCGUAGAGAAUCUUUGGUUUUCUUCCGGUGGUAACCGAAGUAAGAGUCGUGGAAAACCAGCUCUGGUGAUCGGUAAAAGGUGCCGGUUUGGCGGAUAAGUCCAUGUGGAUGAUGUAAAUAGAGGUCUCCGUUGUUGCUGUGGCUACGGAGAAAGGGAUGAGAAGAAGAAUCAUGACAGUGAUCGCCAUGUCUGAGAGCACAGCUUUUCUCUCUGGUCUCUCAAGAGUCAAGAGUCAAGAAGACUGAGAGAAGCUUGGUCUUAAUGUAAUUAAGAAACUGGAUUGUUUUAUUUUUUAGGUAUGACACAAAAGUUGUAGGGAGAGAUUGUAACCUUUGUUUCUCUUUUGCUUUUGCUGUUAAAAACAGUAUUAGGUGGUGCCAAUGGUGGACAAACACAUCUCAUCAUCAUUGUUUCUUUUGACUUUAUCUU
This is a messenger RNA of Brassica napus (rape), 3330 nucleotides long. Its product is annotated as DNA polymerase alpha catalytic subunit-like. Lineage: Eukaryota; Viridiplantae; Streptophyta; Magnoliopsida; Brassicales; Brassicaceae. Gene Ontology annotation, molecular function: pyrimidine nucleotide binding; chromatin binding; single-stranded DNA binding. The transcript is spliced from 22 exons. Gene Ontology annotation, biological process: mitotic DNA replication initiation; lagging strand elongation; DNA replication. Gene Ontology annotation, cellular component: alpha DNA polymerase:primase complex. The record is from RefSeq and is a predicted model, not a curated record. Bases 1 to 2850 code for a protein of 949 amino acids.